Molecule: messenger RNA, 651 nt
Organism: Lodderomyces orthopsilosis Co 90-125
Lineage: Eukaryota; Fungi; Ascomycota; Pichiomycetes; Serinales; Debaryomycetaceae
Exons: 1
Coding region: 1-651 (216 amino acids)
Molecular function (GO): RNA binding
Source: RefSeq, a predicted model, not a curated record
AUGUCAGAUCAAAUAUCCUAUGAACAGCAGCUGAAUUACUUAGAAGCACGUGUCCAACCGCAAUCCUCAACUCAAGAACAAUCUCAACCACAAGAACUAACCAUUGAAGAAUUGGAACAGGAGAAGAGACGAUUACAAGAACUUGAUGCUGUUCUUGAUGCACAGGACCAUAACACGUACACUAACCCAGAUCUCGUUGACUCGAGCAAUUCCGGUGACGCUUCCGGUGUGCCAACAGCUGCACAAUUAGACGCAGAAAGAAGAGAAUCUGAUGCCAGAUCGGUGUAUAUUGGUAAUGUCGAUUACCCAACGACCCCAUUGGAAUUGCAACAACACUUUUCACCAGCAGGUACAGUCAAUAGAGUUACCAUAAUGACGAAUAAAGUUACCGGACAACCUAAGGGUUUCGCUUAUUUGGAGUUUAGUGAUGUUGAUUCUAUGAAUAAAGCUGUGGCGACUUUGGAUGGUUCGAUUUUUAGAGAUAGGCCUUUGAAAGUGUUGCCGAAAAGAACCAACAUACCGGGAGUGAAUGCAAAUAGAGGAGGUUCGAGAGGCCGUGGACGCGCUGGAUUUAGAGGCAGGGGCGCUUUCAGAGGAAGAGCUGGUUUCAGAGGAAGAGGACGCGGAGCUCCUAGGUUUAAUCCAUAUUAA